Molecule: messenger RNA, 14757 nt
Organism: Penicillium daleae
Lineage: Eukaryota; Fungi; Ascomycota; Eurotiomycetes; Eurotiales; Aspergillaceae
Product: AAA family ATPase midasin
Exons: 1
Coding region: 1-14757 (4918 amino acids)
Biological process (GO): ribosomal large subunit assembly; rRNA processing
Cellular component (GO): nucleus; preribosome, large subunit precursor
Molecular function (GO): ATP hydrolysis activity; ATP binding
Source: RefSeq, a predicted model, not a curated record
AUGGAUGGAAGGCCCGUCUACGAGAGGACUCUCACAGAGUCCGAGCUCCUCGAGCAGCUCCCAAACGAGAUCGCUAGUCUCGUUCGGUCUGCCUCGGGGACUCAACAGCUUCACGCGCUUGCGCUUGGCGCAUUGAACAGCCAGUUCACAGAAACUGUUUUCAGACUAUACGAACCGAUCGUGGUCGAUCUAGCAGCUCGAUGGCUUCGAUCAGAUCUCAAUGCCGAUUCUAUUCAUAUCCUGGCGGCAUUUGCCCGCAUUCUACCUUUCGCGGCAUAUCUUCGACCUUUUGCCAGCCAACAUGCCUUGUCACAGGCUGGAGCCCUCUCAGCCCUAGCUGGGUCGAAGGAAUUGACAUUACGACAGUUGGAACCAAAUGAUACCCGUAACUUACUUCUCGCACUCUUUCGACUGCUGUCGUUCGAUUUGGACACCUUCGCGAAAGCCGUUUCACCUAUUCAACUCCAAUCUCUGUUUCCCCACGAAGACCGAGUAAUCCGAUACCUUGCCGUCCGAUGCUUUGCCCUCUACAUGCAUGCUGCGGAUUCAGCCACCGAAAAUAUGCUGCGCGUUAAUACCGGCGUUGACCCUAUCGAAGGAAACUGGGAAGGGAUCACUAUUGAUUACCGACUUUUGGGAUUGUGGGAGGAGCGGCGAUGGGAAAUUCUGGAAAGGCAUAUUCGACAGGCAAACUUGUCAAGAUCGGAGAGCGACGCGAUGGCCCUCGUUGACAGGACCCGAGGUGCUUUCACAUCUAGGUCUGCUGAUAUUUCCGGCGUCUUGAUUCCUCGAUUGAAAGAUGCGGAGCCAAUCUCCUCUUCCAUCGUGAAGACCCCCACCACAGCAGCAAAUAUCCGCCGUAUUGCGCGGUCUCUUCUUGGAUUCAAGCCGAUCCUGUUGGUCGGUCUGCCUAACUCCGGCAAAACAUCUUUGAUUAAUGACAUUGCUGGUGUAAUGGGCCAGGCGGAAUCGAUGGUCACACUGCAUCUCAACGAGCAGACGGAUGCUAAGAGUCUGCUCGGAAUGUACGCGACCUCAUCUGCCACAGGAUCUUUCUCCUGGCAACCCGGUGUACUCACAAAGGCUGCGAGAGAAGGCCGUUGGGUUUUGAUUGAAGACCUGGACCGUGCUCCAUCCGAAGUCCUCGGUCUCAUCCUACCAAUAAUUGAGCGAGGGGAAUUGACGAUCGCGAGCCGAAGGGAGCAGAUAAAGUGCGCCGAAGGGUUCAAGAUCAUCGCCACUAUGAAGUCUUCUUACAACAUUGCUGGAGAGGAAGUUGCGCCAAAUACCUCGAUGCUCGGUAGUCGUCUGUGGCAAAGAGUACCCGUGGCCUCUCUCUCCGUCGACGAGAUGCGAGAUGUCAUUUUGCAGAAGUUCCCUUUGCUGGAGUCUCGUGUGCCAAUCAUCAUGGAGGUUUACAGGAGGGUAUGCUCUGCCUUUCAUGGAUCCCUAGCGAUCAAGGGCUCCCAGGGCCGGACACCGGGCUUCCGUGACCUGAUCAAGCUUUGCAGUCGACUGCAUCGGAGGUUACAACUUCUUGGCGCGAAGACCGGCUUUGAAGCUACACCAGAAGGUAUCGAGGACGAGAUCCUCUUGGAUAUUGUGGACAUCUUCCUCAAGUAUCUUCCUGAGAAGUCUAUGCAAAGCUCUCUCGCUGCUGUUGUUGCCGAAGCUCUCCAAAUUUCCCCUCAACGUGCACAAUUCUGCCUUGAGGAACGUACACCAGCCUACAACGACAAGAACAACUCCUUGGUGCUUGGCCGGGAGGUUUUGCAGAAAAUCAAAGUUCCAAGCGGUGCGGCACAGAAGCUUGCUGCUGCCGCGUCACGGUUUGCUUCGACCAGAUCAGCGCUGGCUAUCAUGGAGCAAGUCGCCGCCUCAGUGCAAAUGGCUGAACCCGUCCUGCUUGUUGGAGAGACUGGUAUUGGCAAGACCACUGUGAUCCAGCAACUUGCUACGUUGAUGCGGCAGAAGCUCACUGUCGUCAACCUGUCGCAACAAUCAGAAAGUACCGACCUCCUUGGAGGAUUCAAGCCUGUCAGUAUUCGUACAAUGGCAGUGCCAAUGCUUGACGAGUUCACUCAGCUGUUCGAAUUGACCUUCUCGGCCAAAAAGAACCAGAAGUUCCUUUCCUCUGUGACCAAAAGUGUUGCUUCAGGUAAUUGGGUGCGUCUGGUCAAUCUUUGGCAUGAGGCUCUCCGGCUGGCCAAUGGAGUGUUCAAUCCUGCACGCAACACCUCGAAGGAGACUGAGAAUGGUGAUGAGCAGCAACCAGCCAAGAAGAGAAAGCUGGACUCCCCUAAAUAUCAACAUCUGCGACAGCGGUGGGAGAGUUUCGAAGCCCAGCUUGCGGAUUUCGAAGCCCAGGUAUCCCAGGGCGACGCAAAAUUCGCAUUUGCUUUUGUACAGGGAAAAAUUGUUCGAGCCUUGAGGAAUGGUGAAUGGGUCUUGCUGGAUGAAGUGAACCUGGCCUCCCCCGAUACUCUUGAGAACAUUGCCAGUCUUUUGCAUCACGGUAGUGAAGGCACCCCAUCUGUUCUUCUCUCCGAGGCUGGCGAUGUUGAGCGAGUAUUCGGCCAUCCCGACUUCCGUAUCUUUGGUGCUAUGAAUCCUGCGACGGACGCCGGGAAACGUGAUUUGCCGCCUGGCCUGCGUUCCCGAUUUACCGAGUUUUAUGUCCACUCACCCGAUACCGAGCUGGAUGAUCUCUUGGCUCUGAUCGAGAAAUAUCUUGGUAACUUGACUAUGGGUGACCCAAGAGCCGCGCCCGAUCUUGCCCAGCUAUACAUGGAGACCAAGAAACUCAGCAACGAGAACAAGCUCACAGACGGAGCUGGACAGCGACCACAUUUCAGUAUUCGAACUCUUGUUCGAGCCUUGAUAUACGUCAUUGAUCACGCCCAUGUAUAUGGCUUGCGACGAGCGAUCUUUGAGGGUUUUAGUAUGAGUUUCUUGACUGUUCUGAGCCUGGAAUCCGAACGCUUGCUUGUUCCCUUGCUGGAAAAGCAUAUUUUCGAGAACGCAAAAAACGCCAAAUCCCUACUUGGACGAACCCCCCGACCUCCCGAGGAUGGCCACGACUACGUUCAGUUCAAACAUUACUGGAUGCGACGUGGUCCUUUGGUUCCAGAGGAGCAGCCUCAUUACAUCAUUACUCCCUUUAUUGAGAAGAAUCUCAAGAAUUUGGUCAGAGCCAGCUCUACACGUCGCUUCCCUGUCCUUCUGCAAGGUCCCACGUCAGCAGGAAAGACCAGCAUGAUUGAAUACUUGGCCAAGGUCUCCGGCAACAAAUUUGUUCGUAUUAACAACCAUGAACAUACAGACCUGCAAGAGUAUCUUGGAACCUACAUCUCCUCUGACGAUGGAACCUUGCGUUACCAAGAGGGUGUGUUGGUGGAGGCUCUGCGAAAUGGGUAUUGGAUAGUCCUUGAUGAGCUGAACUUGGCCCCUUCCGAUGUCCUUGAGGCGUUGAACCGUCUUCUUGAUGAUAAUCGUGAGCUCUUCAUUCCUGAGACUCAGGAAGUAGUCCACCCUCAUCCCAACUUCAUGCUUUUCGCUACGCAAAACCCUGCCGGUCUGUACGGUGGCCGAAAGGUGCUUUCUCGUGCGUUCCGAAAUCGUUUCCUUGAGCUCCACUUUGAUGACAUCCCCGAGAGCGAACUGGAGUUCAUUCUCAAGGAGCGUUCUCAGAUUGCUCCCUCAUUCUGUUCUCGCAUUGUGGCGGUCUAUCGCAAACUUUCCCUGCUCCGUCAAUCCAACCGACUCUUUGAGCAGAAGAACAGUUUUGCUACUCUUCGUGAUUUGUUCCGUUGGGCUCUUCGCGAUGCAGAUGACCGCGAACAGUUGGCAGUGAACGGCUAUAUGCUACUGGGCGAACGCGUUCGCAACCCUCAAGAGAAGGCUGCCGUGAAAAGUGUGAUUGAAGAGGUCAUGAAGGUCCGCUUGGACGAAGACGUGCUGUACAGCGAGUCGCAGCUUGAGCAAAGUGUUCCUCAGAUGGCUGAACUGCCAGCUGGUAUCGUCUGGACCAAGGCUAUGCGGCGCCUUUUCAUCCUGGUCUCCAAAGCUCUUAAGAACAACGAGCCGGUUCUUCUCGUUGGAGAGACUGGAUGUGGUAAAACACAGCUCUGCCAGGCCGUUGCUGAAGCUUUCAUGCGGGAGUUGUUUAUUGUGAACGCCCAUGUCAACUUGGAGACUGGAGAUCUUAUUGGUGCCCAACGGCCAAUCCGAAACCGUGCAGCAAUUGAGAAGCAGCUUUUCGAAGACCUUCAAUUGUUUGUCCAUGGGCAGCCGUCGACAAACUCGUCGCUUGAACAGCUAAAACAUGAGUUUUCAGCUCUCGAUGUCCAGCAGAGACAAGAUAGAGAUCAAGACCUUCUGCGCAAGAUUGAGAGGAACCUGAUUCGAUGCAACGCUCUCUUCGAGUGGUCUGACGGAAGUCUCAUUACUGCCAUGAAAACUGGUCAAUUUUUCCUGCUUGACGAAAUCUCUCUUGCUGAUGAUUCUGUCUUGGAACGACUGAAUAGUGUUCUGGAACCUCAUCGAUCAAUCCUCCUGGCCGAGAAGGGUCCAAUCGAUUCCAUGGUUGUGGCUGAUGGAGGUUUCCAAUUUUUGUCAACUAUGAACCCCGGUGGUGACUACGGCAAACGAGAGCUUUCAGCUGCACUGCGGAACCGUAUGACAGAAAUCUGGGCUCCUCAAUUAUCCGAGGACGAGGAUAUUCUCCCUAUCCUUCAGAUGAGAUUGACCCUGAAAGAUGAGAAGAUUGCGAGGUCGAUGCUUCGAUUUGCGAAAUGGUUCAAGGCAACUUUCCAGAAUACUUCCACAACCUCUCUUUCUCUUCGUGAUCUUCUUGCCUGGGUUGACUUUGUGAACACCUGCCAAAAUGAGGAUACUUUGUUCGCUAUCGUUCAAGGUGCAGCCAUGGUCUUUGUCGAUACUCUCGGUGCCAACCCAGCUGCAAUGCUUGCAAUCUCUCUGCAUAAUCUAGAUGGCAAUCGACAAAAGUGUCUAGACAAAUUGGGCGAACUAUUCAGUGUUGACGCCUCCAAGAUCUACUGGCAGUCUUCGACUGUCUCUCUUAAGCCCGGCUUCCUGCAGGUCGGUCCGUUUUCUCUGCCAACCGUUGGGGAGACAGAUCCCGAUCCGCAAUUCACCUUGGAUGCGCCGACCACAAUUGCUAACUCGGUUAGAAUCGCCCGUGGUCUCCAAUCCUCGAAGCCCAUCCUCAUGGAGGGUAGCCCUGGUGUUGGUAAAACUACACUCGUCACAGCCCUUGCUAAAGCUCUCGGCAAGCCCCUCACUCGAAUCAACCUUUCAGAACAGACAGACCUCACAGACUUGUUCGGAUCCGAUGUUCCUGUUGAAGGAGGAGAUGUUGGACAAUUCACUUGGCGUGAUGCUGCAUUCCUGCGAGCAAUGCAGCGCGGCGAUUGGGUCCUCCUGGACGAAAUGAACUUGGCCUCACAGUCCGUCCUUGAAGGUCUCAACUCUUGUCUGGAUCACCGCCAGCAGGUCUAUAUUGCCGAACUUGACCAAACCUUCAAGCGUCACCCGGACUUCGUCCUCUUUGCGGCACAAAACCCUCAUCACCAGGGGGGUGGACGAAAAGGUCUUCCUGCAUCGUUCGUGAAUCGUUUCACCGUCGUCUAUGCAGACAGCUUCACCGAUGCAGAUUUGAAGCAGAUCUGUACCAAGCUCUUCCCUGGAAGUCCCCUUUCCCAGACCGAAAGGCUAGUCGACUUCAUCUCCAGCCUGAAUACCGCGAUCGUGACUGAACGCAAACUCGGAGCCGUCGGUGGCCCAUGGGAAGUCAAUCUGCGAGACAUCCAGCGAUGGCUUAAAUUGGCCGACCGGGGAGAUUUACAGAUCCCAACCAAGCACUUCCUGGACAUCGUCAUCAGCCAAAGGUUCAGGAGUCAAGAUGAUCGUGCGCAAGUUGCUGAGAUUUAUGACCGCAUUUUCAACGAUUGCGAAAUUGGCCAGAAGAGCUACUUCCAUAACCUGACCCCGGACUAUCUACAGGUUGGCCUGGGUAUUCUGACCAGAGAUCCUCUUUUACAACGCUCGCUUGCACCACACAUGAAGAUUCUCCCCAAUGACCUUCAUAUUCUCGAGUCUCUUAUCCUUUGCAUUGACAACUCCUGGCCCAGCAUUCUCGUUGGCCCAGCCGGCUGUGGAAAGACGACCUUGAUCAAGAAACUCGCAGCUAUCAAUGGCGCAAACCUGGAGGAACUCGCUCUGAGCGCUGAUACUGACACUAUGGACUUGAUUGGCGGCUUUGAGCAAAUCGAUCAUAGAAGAGAGGUCUCAUCUUUCAUUCAUGAUGUUGAGAUCUUCUUGCGUAACCAGAUCAUCCAUUCUUUCGCAUCGGGGGACGUCUCCGAAUCCGUGGCCCUGGCUCUCCAAAUCUGCCAGCAUUUCCAAAGCCCAGAAACCUCACUGGAAACUGUGGUCUCUUCACUUUCAGACCUUUGCCAGUCAUUUUCAGAUCCAACCUUGCAACAAUUCCUUGAGAGGGCCCAGAUUCUUUUGAAUACCAUCCACAACUCUGAUAAGAUGAAGGUUGGCUUUGAGUGGACUGAGGGUGUCCUGACUCGGGCUGUUCAGAAUGGAUCCUGGGUGAUUCUCGACAACGCAAAUCUUUGCAACCCCUCUGUUCUGGAUAGACUGAACUCAUUGACUGAGCCCAAUGGCACCCUCAUCCUGAAUGAGCAGCGAACCGAGGAUGGAUCCGCACGCAUCGUUACUCCUCAUCCAAACUUCCGCCUCUUUAUGACCAUGGAUCCUCGCCAUGGCGAAUUGUCUCGUGCCAUGCGAAACAGAUGUAUUGAGAUCUGCUUUAUGCCAAGCGAGGGUCAAGAGUUCUCGACUACGACGGGUCCUUCCUAUACAUGCGAGUCCGCAAUCUAUCGCCUGCGUCAUGUUUGGAGUUCGAACACUGCAUUGCCGUCAUCAUCUGCCCGGACGGAGGAUUCAUUAGAAGUCUGCCUGGAUCAUCUCUCCCCUGCAGAUCUUGUCUAUCUUCAGAAGUCCCCCGGUCCCUUCUUGGCCAACCAUACCAAUUCCGAUCUGGAGAGACUUGUCGUGUCCAACACCUUGCAACGCUACAUUUCUAUGCUCCAGGAAAAUGACCAAUGGAGACCCCUUAACUUUGUCGCUGGUGAUAUCAUCAUGGCAGGGGCCUCUCUGAGCAUCAAGGGCGGACUCCAGCCAAUUCACCCUCUUGUCAAUGAGCCCCUGUUGUCAGUCACUGGAGGCAGCGAUUACCGCUCCAGGAUGGUUGUCUUAGCCUAUCUCAAAGAGUUUAGGCUUGAACUCCAUCGUCUCAAACAACAGCUGGUCCACUCCAAUGACUCUGCCAACCAACUCAAACCGAGUCAAAUGACACGACUUGAGCGUUCCUUGGCUUCCAGUCGCAUACAAUCUUUGAUGAAAGACACAACUCAGCCUGUCGGCAGCUUCCUGUCUGAAUGCGGCCAAGCUUUGUACGACUAUAUUCAAGGCUUAGACGAGGCUAGUCUUGGCUCGCCAGAGAUUGUGGCUGCCCUAAGAACGAUCAUCUCCCUGUGCUGGGACAUCUACAGAGCAACCAAUGUCAGUCAGGUCAAUGAAGGAGAGUUCCAAGUUUACCUGCAGAUUGGAAGGAGGGUUUGCGCAUCUCUUCUUGAAUCAUCUCCAUCUUUGAAGCCUUUAGAAUCAGCACUCUCAACUACCCUUGCUCGAUUCCAAGCUGGAUGGGCGUUGACUACAGGUCUCAGCAUGCAACGGAUCUGGGAUUCCUGGAGACAUGUUACACCGUCAUCACAGGAGCAAUUGAGAUCUCUGAUCGAAUUGGAGACUACAGUGUCUGACUUCACCAAUCUGGCGUUGCAGACGCGCGUUGAGAUUUCCCAGCUAAGCAAUGUGUGGAACUCAUUGAUUGAUGCGCAGAGAUUCAUUCUGCUAGACGGUGCUGACGGGGAUGUGCUUCUCGAUGGCAUUAAGCAGACGGUGGCCGAGCUUGGCCAGGCUGUUCGCCGCUCUGAUUCUGUUCAAUAUCCUUACUUCUCACAAGAAUUCGAAGCAAUAUGCCAGUAUCAUGACAUAUCUUCCUUCGGCGCCGACAAGCCUGUCCAGACAGUGGUGUCCUUGCUUGCUGGUCGCCGUGCACGUUCACUUGACUCCUCAACUACACACAGUCGAGUACCAGAGUUGCUUCACAGGGUCGCCCUAUUUUCGGGCGCCGGAAAGAAUUCUAGCUCUCCAUUGGCGGUUGGUGGCGUGAUCUCAGUAUCGCUACUGGACCGGUUGACAUCUGUCGGUAACACAACUUUGGGCCAAAUGGAUCUGCUUCAAGCAGAAAAGCAAGCGCUUUCAAAGGCUCUCUCAAUGAGCAGCAGACAAGUUGCGACAGAGCAGUCUAGCAUUCUCAGCUGUGCUCUUGCAGCUCUGACAGCCGAGCUGGUCUCUUGUCACCAGGAGUUCUUUACUGCCGAGUCUGCUGAGCGUCUGAUCUCUGUUUUGCGCUCCAUUGAAACAGGACAUGGCAUUGAGGAUGCAACACUUGUUACGACUACGCUCGAUUCAAGCCUUGAGGAUGGCCACUACGUCAGGAUUCUGGCCCAGAAGGCCCUGCCUGCCCUUGUUUCCUCGCUGGCUUCAGUCUCCAACGGCCAGGAUGUUGCCCGAUUCACUGGGCUCGCAACCGUACAACUAGCAGUCAUCCUUCUUCGCCUCUUUGUCCCAGACAAGGCCUUCGAUCCCUCACUUGGUCUCGUCGUCCAACGCAAGCGACAUUAUCAACGUCUCGAUGAGAUCAGUGCAAAGUCCAACGCCAUUCUUGCCUUCGAGGGCACGUUCUCUGGCCAGCCAUCGAAUCUGCGCUCCCUUCUCCUGCAGGAGGAGAUCCAUCAAUUGGGAUCUGUCCCGCCUCCUUCAUCUGUGACUCGCCCUGAGCAAUCUGAGCUGAGCUUAUUGCAUGGAGAGUUCUUGAACUUGAUCAAUUCUGUCCUCAACAGAAAUCCAGAGGCCAUGGUUGACUCACCUGAAAGCAUUGCGGAAUCGCGGGAGAUGAUCCAGCUUCUACGUGAUAACAUUGCCCAGCUCAGCAAUCGCCUCAGCACAUACUAUCGAUCCUACGACGACAUCACUGUGCCGGUUGUCCGCUUCCUCCAGCUUCUCGAUGUUGGUCUGUUCCUGGCCUCAAGUGAAGGCGACCACUCCGGCAGUACCCAGGAUAUCCUGUCUUUGAGCAAGCGUACGCCCUUCCUGGGUGGCACUCUUCAUCCUGUUCUAUCGGGAAGCAAUGCAUUUUCGCCAUCCAACCAAAGCAACGCCGUGGAGUUGCGACUCCACGAACUGUCCGCCCUCUGGACAGCCAAGGAUGCGGAUCCUACGAUGCUCGAUAUCAAGUCUGGUCGAGAAACUAUUCGACGCAUUUUCUCCGAUUUCCACCACUUGUGGAAAACCCAGCUCAGAGAGGACCAGGAGAAGGAAGCAGAAAAGUCUGAGCUCUACCGCUACCGAGGCUCGUGGGAAGACGAAGAGGAGGUCAACGAGGCUGAGCUGCAUCAGCUCUUCCCAACAUAUGAUGAAGGGGCUUCUGAGGCCCAAGAAAUUGGCCGGGUUGACCCUCGCAUGAUUGCCGUACGACUGUCAUCUCUUCACGCUAAGAUUGUCGGCGCUCAGCACACCGACGAGGCACUUCCUACUUUUGUCAAGGAAUCUGGUCGGCUCCUGGGAUCGAUGUGGGCUUCGAACAAGAGUUCCUUUGCGCCCGUGCCACCUCAACACCAUCUUCCCGCUGUCUUCUUACUCCUUGAAGAUGUCAUGGGCGAGGGGUCUCAAGACAAUAAGAAGAACUACAACUUCUACACCGAUUCUAACCUUGGUGAAGCACGGAAGCUUGUUGAUCUUACGCUUUCGGUACAAUCUCGCUUUGCACAAAUCCAGACUGCCUGGCCAGAGCAUGCCGUUCUCCAAGAUGUCAUCACCUGCUGCUCAGAAAUCCUCCAGUUCAAGCACACCGAGCCUGUUGCCAAAUUUUUGACCAAGCUUGAGAAACUGCACUCCUUCGUGCAUGAGUGGCAGCUGGUCGCUAGUAGGGAAUACUCAGCAGCACCUCUGUACGACGAGAUCACAGCCAUGAGUAUCAGCUGGCGUCGCCUUGAACUGUCCACGUGGGCGAAGCUCUUGGAUCUGGAGAAAGAGCGAUGCAAUGACAAUGUUAGCUCUUGGUGGUUUGUUGCAUACGAAGCUCUUAUGGCCGUCCCACUGCAAAUGGCGGAGUCUGGCGAGCAAGACAUGAGUGAGCACAUUCAGGGUGUCAUUUCAACCCUGGAGCAAUUCUUUAACUCCACUUCUCUGGGUCAAUUCACUCGUCGCCUCCAGCUUGUAUCAGACUUCCAGGCGCUGCUCGUGGCAUUCGUCAAUGACCACGCUUGUCUAGCGCCGCUUGUGUCCGCACUCAGCAAUUUCCUGUCCCAUUUCCGACCCUUUGAGCCGUCGGUUGACAAGAUCCUACAGGAAAAGAGAUCAGCCCUGGAGAAAGACAUCAAGGAGCAAAUUCAAUUGGCAAGCUGGAAAGAUAUCAAUAUCGUUGCUCUGAAGGAGAGUGCCAGGAGGUCCCAUGUCAAGUUGUUCAAGCUCGUGCGCAAGUACCGUGAGGCUCUCGCUCAGCCCAUCCAGCCAGUCCUUGAACAAGGCCUUCCUGAACUUGGAGACUCUGCUAGUGAGUCGCACCUCGAGGAGAAUGCUCUACCAUCGGCGUUGUUCCCAGAAGUCCUGUCAAUUUGCCAGUCAAACAAAAAGCUGUGGUCGUCCAGACCUCUACGAUUCCAGAACCCGGAUGGUACGGCUCGGAACAUGAUGAAUCUUUAUUCGACCAUCCCAUCCGAGUUUGAUAUUGCCAAGGACCUCGAAUCAUUCACGGUUUCCAUCAUUGAGGGUAUCAAUGAGUUCAAGUCCUUGACCCCAAAGACUCUGACUGAGGAGAAUAAAGAUGAUGUCCAGCACCUCAAGGUCCAGAAGCGCCGCCUCUAUGCAGAUACCCUGAAGCGCCUCUUCGAGAUGGGUGUGAAGCGAAAUGCUGGCACAAGUCUGAUUGAAGCCCAAGUUUCCCUUGCCCAGGUGCUCUCCACCAGCGCUGCCUUUGAAAACAAUGCCACCACACAAGGGUCAGUUCUGAGUGCCGAUUCCUACUUCCACAGGCUUCUCGAUCUGCUGCCUCGCGCUCGUCUAGCUUCGCGCAAUUACUCUGAUGAGCUCAGCAACGUCGAAGUUUUCCGCAGCAUGGGCUCUAUUGAGCACCUUUUGUUCAUCAUUCGACGCCAGAGAGGUGUCCUUUCCCCAGCACUGUCUGAUUUGGGAGCUUUCAAGUCUACCCUUGACAAGGCACGGCACAUGUGGACUGUUGGCUCAGGCUCGCUCAUUAAGGCUGGCGGCUCUGCUGGUGAGGAACUGAUGGGUCUGACCCGAGUUGUCGCCUGGCUAAGCCCAAUCCUUGGACUUGCAUCGACGAUCAUUGAAGUGCACGCCAAGUUCUCCGGCCUCCCAGUGACAUCCCUUUCUCAAGAGCUAAAAUCAAGGAGGGCUGCAUUCGACGACCUCCGCCAAUCCCUGCAGUCACAUCCGUCCCUGCCAUCUGGAAUUGCCUCCACGAUUCAGAAAGAGCUCAUCCAGCGAACAUGGUCAUUGAUCAGCAAGCUUGAAGCUGAUCUGAAGACAUGGAUACAGGAUCGCCCGGAACUUUCAUUCGCUUUGGAGCAAAUCGCUCCUUGGCUUCAGACCAGCAGUGUUUCCCCUGCUGGCCUGCUCGGAAAGGGCACCGUAUCAAUCCAGAAGUUUGAUGAGAGUCUCUUGUCUGCUGUCGACAAAAUGCUCGUUGGCCUGCAGCAACUGAAGGAUGUCCCUACAGCGAUCACUUUCGAUGGUUUCAUGUCACGAAGCGAUGAGUUCUUCUCUCGAGCAUCCCGGGCAGUCCACCUCAAUGAGAUCACUUCAUCACUGGCUGACGUUCUCGACAAGCUGCAAAAUUUGCAGGACAAGUCCUCCAAUGCUCUGCCCAUGGCAGCAGCUCUGGUUGCCAGUAUCCUCCCGAUCGCCACCAAAUAUUAUCAAAUCUGCCAGGACCUGACCGAUCGGUUCAUCUCGGUUCACCGAGAGAUCUGCAAGACCUCUUACAUCUUGACCAAGACGUUUACUCAGGUCGCAUCGGAAGGAUUCUGCAGCCCUGCGGAAGCGUCACAGGACCAAGGCAAAGAGGGUAAGAUGGAGAGCGGAACUGGUCUUGGCGACGGUGAAGGUGCGGAAGACAUCAGCAAGGACGUUGGAGAUGAUGAGGAUCUUUCGGAGCUCGCGCAAGAAGCACAAAAGGAGGAUGCCGAGAAAGAUGAGAUGGAAGACUCUGCCGAUGCUGUCAAUAUGGACCAAGAAGAGCUCGAAGGCGAGACCGGCGACCACAAAGAGGAAGAAGGCGACGAGGAAGACAAGGAUGAUAAUGGCGAAGAUGAAGACGAUGACAUUGAUGAGGAGGUCGGCAGUGUCGAUGACCUAGACUCCGGUGCCGUUGACGAGAAGCUGUGGGAUGGAGCAAACGAUGAGCAGCAGAAGGAGACCGAGAACGAAGAAGGAAAGGGUCAGGCCGAGGAUGACCAACAGGCCGCUGCACAGGAACAGAAGAAGGAUGGAGAAGAAGGACCCAAGGGUGAGGAAGAGGAAGGAGACGAAGAGGAUGAUGAGGAAGAAGCGCCUGACGACGAAGGCGAGGCUAUUGGCCGCGAAGACAUGGAUGUCACCGAUCCCCAGACCAAGGAGGAAGAGACUUUAGAGCUUCCAGAAGAGAUGCAGUUGGACGGUAAUGACCAAGGCGAUGGCGAUGAAGGCGAGGAUGACGAUGGCAUGGAUGAUCUCUCUGACAUGGGUCCUCUCCCCGAAGAUGAGCAAAAGGCCGACGAGCAGGAUGAUCAAGCUGGGGAUGAGGAUGUCGACAUGGCACCCGAGGAUCAGGCCCCUGGUGAGGAUGACGAGAUGGGCGAGGAGGGAGAAGAGACCAACGAAGGCGAGGGACAAGAGGAGGAGAAUGAGGCUGGUGGUGAAGAGCCGGAACAGCCAGAGCAAGACGAGUUCCUUGCUCAGCAGGAUGACAAUGAAGCUGCCGGUGAUGAAGUUGCCCCGAGCGAUGCGGUGAAUGGUGGACUUGCCGCCGACCAGGAUCAGAACGAAGACAAAGGAGCCUCCGGCGAUGCCCAGCAGGAGAGUGGCUCCAGCGACCCCAAUGCCAACGCUGACCAGCAAACUGGUGCUGCCAAGGAGAGCGAAGAGAGCAAGCGCAGUCGAGAUGCAGGUGGUGCUGAGGACUCGGCUCCCAAUGAGCCUCAGAUGCAAGCCUUCAAGAAGCUCGGAGACAUCCUUGAGAAAUGGCACCGCCGCCAGAAAGAGGUGUUGAACCCUUCACAGGAUGAAGAGGACUCGCAACCUCUUCCUCAAGAUACCGAUAUGGCGGAUGCCGAUUUCGAGCAUCUCAAGGACGAUGAUGAUGUUGCCGACACGCAGGCUCUCGGUCAGGCAAAUGAAGACCAAGCCAAAGGUCUUGAUCAGAACAAGGGUGUCGAGUCCGAGAACCAGCCAAGAGAGAACGAAGCUCUCCCUGAUAUCUCGGAUGAGCUCCAGGACGCACUGGACAACCAGCUCCAAGACGAGAUGCAGAUCGACCGCGAACCCGCUCCCACUGACGGCCAGACUGCUGGGGCCUUUAUCCCGGGUGAUCGCACAUCGCAAGACCAUGCCGACGGCGCUCCCGGUGCCGAAGACGUAAAUGAAGAACUCGAUGAAGUCGACUCGCAACUCGCGGCCAUCCAUCUCUCAUCCACCCUGCCACCGCUGACCCCCGAGCCCGAAGCCCGUCGUCUCUGGUCGCACUACGAGAACGCCACCAACGACCUCUCCCUCUCUCUCACCGAACAACUCCGUCUCAUCCUGGCACCCACAAUGGCCACCAAACUCCGCGGCGAUUUCCGCACCGGCAAACGCCUCAACAUCAAGCGCAUCAUCCCAUACAUUGCCUCCCAGUACAAGCGUGACAAGAUCUGGAUGCGCCGCUCCAUCCCCUCCAAGCGCAACUACCAAAUCAUGCUUGCCGUCGACGACAGCAAGUCCAUGCUGGAGAGUGGCUCUGGCCAGCUUGCCUUUGAGACCCUGGCCCUGGUGGCAAAGAGUCUGAGCAUGCUGGAAGCCGGCGAUCUAUGUGUGCUGGGUUUCGGUGAUGAAGACCACGUCCGUGUUGCGCACGAGUUUGGCAAGCCGUUCUCGUCCGAGGCCGGUAUGCAGGUCUUCCAGCACUUCAGCUACCAGCAGACCGGUACCAAUGUGCGCAAGUUGAUUGCCGAUUCUAUCGCGCUCUUCCGCGAGGCUCGCUGGAAGCGUUCUCCUGGCUCUGGCUCAGCGGAUCUCUGGCAGCUGCAGCUCAUUAUCUCCGAUGGUAUUUGUGAAGAUCACGAUACGAUCCGCCGUCUGGUGCGCCAGGCUCUAGAGGAGCGCAUUAUGAUUGUCUUUAUCAUCGUUGAUGCUGUUAAGGGCAGCUCCAUUCUUGAUCUCUCGCAGGCUAGCUUCGAGGCUGAUCCUGAUUCGGGUGGUGAAAUGAAGCUGCGGAUGAAGCGUUAUCUGGAGGGCUUCCCCUUCCCUUACUACUUGGUUGUCCGUGAUGUACGUGAAUUGCCUUCUGUUUUGGCUACUGCGCUGAAGCAAUGGUUUGCGGAGGUUGUGGAUGUGUCUUCAUGA